GUGGUGCUGCCCGAUCAGCUUCUGGAGAGCGUAUUCAGCGGCUACUAUGAGAUCUACCUCUACGAGUUCGCGACGCGCGCCGAGGUGUCGGACGUCAACCGCUGCAUCUACAACCUCGGGACGCGCGCCGUGCUACUGCGCAUGCUGCAGGAGCAGACGCUGUUUGACGUGCGCAUGGCGUACGACAAGCGGCCGCGCAGCAACGGGGCCUGCGACUUUGAGUUGGUGCUCGAGUUCCACCGCCGCGCGACGCCGGCGAGCCCGAGGUACAGCACGCCGUGA
This is a messenger RNA of Monoraphidium neglectum, 282 nucleotides long. RefSeq lists its product as hypothetical. Lineage: Eukaryota; Viridiplantae; Chlorophyta; Chlorophyceae; Sphaeropleales; Selenastraceae. The annotation marks the transcript as partial. The record is from RefSeq and is a predicted model, not a curated record. The transcript has a single exon.